AUGGAUGGCUUGCACACUAUACAAUUACCUUACGGACUGAGUGCGCUCCACCGCCAGCUCCAGACCACAGGUAAAAAUGUUGCGAUACCCUUCCGCGAGCGCGAAUACUAUCUGCCGCCUUUACGACAACUCUGUCCCACGGCUCCAGCAAAUACCACUCCAGGUCUGCUACUACACAAGCCGCGGAAAAGGAGACACGCAAUGGGAGUCCCGACCGCUCGACGGAGCAAACAAGCUCCGCCAACAGCAACAGAGAAGAGAAGGAGAGUUUCAAAGCAUCAGCCCGCCCAACGGAAGAAAUCCGCAUUGACAAGCCAGCCCUUCGGGCCUGGCUCUCGGUACGGCCUCAGCAAGCUCCCGAUCACGAUCGAAGACGGCGAAGAAGACGCGGCGAAUUCUCCGGGCUCACGCCUUCAACCACAGCCACAGAAGCUUAAGAAGAAGCGCCCAUCUGGCGAUACAGAUUGGCUCGGAAGCUCCAUUCGUCCUACCCCGCUCGCGCUUCCAGAUUUAAACCGGUUUCGAUAUGCUCCCAGCAUGCAAAACCAUACAAAUGCACCCUCCGACCCAAUCCGGAACAUGUAUCGCAAUGGUGCAGGAUUCACGCUGAAGAGAGAUGCUCCGGCGCUGCAGAUUUCCCUUCCGAAGGAACGCCAGAAGCGCGAGGACAGUGUAGUCUUUAUGCAUGAGAAGACCGCUGUUCAGCCUCCGAAGAACAAAUAUGGGUUUCGCACCCGCGCGACAUCAUCUAGGAGUGCAGCUUCUCUUUCGAGCAAACCACCUCGCCUUCCGGAUUAUCAUGCAGCCGUGGAGUAUACGUCUAAUAAACUUUGGUUGAUGGAAUUGGCAAGAGCGUCACCAAAAGGCAUGAUACAUACACAACGGCAAUAUCCCACCCUAGCAUUGACUGAGACGCCGCUUGAGAGGGACAGCUCUGUUCUAGUUGAAGACAAUUCCAAUGUCAACUACGCUCGCCCAACUACCAUGCGGGAGCUCAAGAAGACAGGCCUUGUUUCAAGAAUGGAAGUGCCCACUUCACACCCCAGCAGAUACCGUCGCAUGUAUCCUUCUGUCCAAGAGAACGACCGCGCUCCGCACCCAUCCGUUCAGCAUAAGGACAAUCCUAUACCCUCAACAGAGCUGUCCAGGCAAUCGCAGACCGAACUCGCGAAGGAAGUCAAGAGUCCAGAUCUGUCUCUCGGCGACAUUCCUGAUUUCAGUCUACGAAUGAAAGUCGCUCAAUUGAUGGCGGUCGCACCGAGCCUCCCCGUCCAAGACCUCUACGACCUUCUUAUGGAAAUGAAAGGCCACUAUGAGAACGCUAGAGACCAGGUGUUUGAACGUACUCGUACGCGAACACUAGGGCGUUCGGUUCCGCCUCAGAGUGCCUGCAGCAAUAACGUCAUUCAGCGAGGGAACGAAGACGAGGAAGAUACCAAGGUCAAGAUCGACUUGAAUGAUCCGGACAUCUAUAACGACAAUGACGUUCCUUCGCGAUCUCCGACGCCUGAGCCUGCGCCUAGGAAGUCCCGCUCGAAGGCCACUUCGAAGCGUCUAGCCAACUCUGUCACAAAGCCCAAGACGAAGUCCAAAGUUCCAUCAACAGGAAAAGCAAAGAGUCACACCAAGAGCUUGACUAGGAAAGCGACUCAGCCCAAGCAGGUGAAAGCAAACGUCGGUGCCAAACGAUCAAAACCUUCCAGCAGAACCCGGCGAAGUAACAGCAUCGAUGGUGUGUUCGUGAUCUCUGACGAUGAAUCCGAUCUCGAUGGGUCAUACAGAGACAUCGGCUCUGUCCGCAACGCAGAUGACGCUGGGAACGGCAGCGACAUCGAGAUGGUUAAUGCCGAUGCAGAGCUCUUCAUUGAUAUGGAGGACUCCCCGUAUCAUAGACGUUUGUACACACCGCUACUUCUAACUAUUAGUUAGAACGCCCUCCUGUAUAAGACACCGCUCUCUUACCUUUGUUCGCCUCGCAGACCGCUCUUUACCAACGCUUUACCUUUAGUAGGAUAUUUAAUCUCCGCCUCCCGCCUAGAGAUUUCUAAACUCUCUUCACUCCUUUCUUCCACUCUUCUUUCUAUCUUUUCUAAAGCUAUCCCAAUACCCCCUCUCGCUCAAAGAAUCACGAACCUGCUAUUCUAUCCCCUUCGCAUUCUUCUCAAUGCCAGCACAAAAACGGGUUUAUAAUAGCAAAUCUGCCACGAAGGCUCGAGAGGCAAUUCCCAAGCCAUCUGGCGUCAGGCGCCGCCAGAGACCCAAGCCGAAGAAGAAGUACAUACCCCACGCAGCUUCUCUCUGUGCUGCAGCAGCCAGACUAGACCAGAUUAACGCCGCUCGCGUUAGGACGAGGGCCGUAGUAAUCGAUGUCUC
Messenger RNA from Trematosphaeria pertusa, 2373 nucleotides. RefSeq lists its product as uncharacterized. The record is from RefSeq and is a predicted model, not a curated record. The transcript has 3 exons. NCBI's taxonomy places the organism in Eukaryota, Fungi, Ascomycota, Dothideomycetes, Pleosporales, Trematosphaeriaceae. The coding region runs from base 1 to 1929 and encodes 642 amino acids.